GACGACAUGAGGCCGUAGCGUCGUCCUGAUGCGGGGGGGUUCCAUCAUGGCGUCGAUGCAGAAAAGGCUACAAAAGGAACUAAUGGCUUUGCAAAAUGAUCCGCCCCCUGGAAUGACGCUCAAUGAGAAAAGUGUCCAGAACACCAUCACACAAUGGAUUGUAGAUAUGGAAGGAGCCACGGGCACGCUCUACGAGGGAGAGAAAUUUCAGCUGCUUUUCAAAUUCAGUAGUCGGUAUCCUUUCGAUUCACCUCAGGUAAUGUUCACGGGAGAGAAUAUACCUGUGCAUCCUCACGUUUAUAGCAACGGUCACAUCUGUCUGUCCAUACUAACAGAAGACUGGUCGCCAGCCCUCUCAGUGCAGUCAGUCUGUCUCAGCAUUAUCAGCAUGUUGUCCAGCUGCAAAGAAAAGAGACGGCCACCCGAUAACUCCUUUUACGUAAGAACAUGUAACAAAAACCCAAAGAAAACAAAAUGGUGGUAUCACGAUGAUACGUGCUAAUAAAUGUUGUAGUCGUUCCAGAAGAAAGGAGGCCUACUGAACCUCAUAAAGCACUUUUGAAUCAUACUGCAGUCACUGAACUCUGACCUUUUUGACUGGAACAAUGGACACCAUGAUGCGCUGGAGACUGUUUGAACUACAUUUCCCAGAGGGCAGUUGGGUGCAUGUUUUUAGCCGGUUGUAAUAUACAAAUAAAAUAAUAAUAAUUAAGAAUCGUUAUGUGUACCAACAAUGGAUUGUUUUUUUGCAACAAAAGAAGGUCACUAUGCAGCCAGCGAGAAAAAUGGUUUCGUAGUGAGAUUAUUGUUAUCGUUUUACGAUGAUUCUUGUUUCCUUUUGUGUUUGUUUGGGUACAUUUAAAAGGUUGUCAUUAUGUGCUGUGCAAUACAACGGUGGAUGCAUGGUUGGGCCCUAACAAAGAUAUCUGGAAGGGAUCUCAGCAUCUUAACCCCCAGAAAAUACUUCAGCUUUUUUUUUUUUUUUUGGUCUGAUAUUCAAUGCACUGUGACGAUAUGUAGAGCUACAACAGCUCAAUGUUAUUAUUCCAAAGGUUCAACUUCUACUGUAAAACCACAAACAACACCACUUCUCUGCAGCUGAUAGAAGGGGGUUUUCAAGUUGUUUUACAUUUCACUGUUUUAGUUCCUCUCCACCUUCCAUCUUUCAAGGA
This is a messenger RNA of Oncorhynchus masou masou (cherry salmon), 1172 nucleotides long. RefSeq names its product probable ubiquitin-conjugating enzyme E2 W-B. The coding region runs from base 29 to 502 and encodes 157 amino acids. The record is from RefSeq and is a predicted model, not a curated record. The transcript has 6 exons. Lineage: Eukaryota; Metazoa; Chordata; Actinopteri; Salmoniformes; Salmonidae.